This is a messenger RNA of Alnus glutinosa, 1773 nucleotides long. Its product is annotated as cytochrome P450 71A1-like. The record is from RefSeq and is a predicted model, not a curated record. NCBI's taxonomy places the organism in Eukaryota, Viridiplantae, Streptophyta, Magnoliopsida, Fagales, Betulaceae. Bases 101 to 1675 code for a protein of 524 amino acids. Gene Ontology annotation, molecular function: heme binding; oxidoreductase activity, acting on paired donors, with incorporation or reduction of molecular oxygen; monooxygenase activity. The transcript has 2 exons.
AAUUGAGAAAACUUUGGAAUGUAGUGCCCUAGAACGUAUUGGGUAUUGAAACUAGAAAAGCAAUUUUAGUCACCUUUGUUCUAAACACUUGAGAAAGGAAAUGGCUCUACCAGGUCCAUGUCUGCAACAAUCAUGGCAAGAGCUACACAAAAUAGCAUUCAAUCAAGUACUCCUCUCACUUAUUUUCCUCAUCUCUUUACUAUAUGUUUUCAAGCGACUGAGAAGUGGCAAACUCAAUUUACCUCCAUCCCCACCAAAACUACCAAUCAUUGGCAACCUACAUCAGCUUGGCACACUCCCGCACCGUUCUCUUCAAGCCCUUUCUAACAAGUAUGGCCCUCUAAUGUUCUUAUACUUGGGCAAUGUUCCAACCCUUGUAGUGUCAUCCCCAGAUAUGGCUAGAGAAAUGAUGAAAACACAUGAUAUCAUUUUCUCGAACCGACCCCAAACCAUAGCUGGCAAUAUUUUACUUUAUGGAUGCAAAGACAUAGGGUUCUCACCAUACGGUGAGUAUUGGAGGCAAGCUAAGAAAAUCUGUGUCCUCGAACUUUUGAGCCUCAAAAGUGUACAAUCCUUCCAGUAUGUAAGGGAAGAAGAAGUUGAAGCAUUGAUUAACAACAUACGCGAAUCGUGUCUCAAAGGGGCUUCUGUUAAUCUAAGUGAGAUGUUGAUUGCAACCUCGAACAACAUAAUCUCUAGAUGUACACUUGGACAAACGUUUGAAGGAGAAAACGGUAAGAGCAGGUUUGGACAACUGACAAGAAGAGUAAUGGAGCUAUUUUCAGCAUUUUGUAUUGGAGAUUUUUUUCCUUCUUUGGGAUGGAUUGAUGUUCUUACGGGAUUAAUUCCAAGUCUGAAAGCUACUAUUAGAGAAUUAGAUGUUUUUUUUGAUCAAGUGAUUGAAGAACACAAGACAGAGAAAAGUGAUGAUAGCCAACCUAAUAAGCUUGAUUUAUUGCAUAUUCUCCUCCGACUUCAAAAGAAUGGCAUGCUCGACAUUGAGCUCACGAAAGACAACUUCAAAGCAAUUCUAAUGGACAUGUUUGUGGCAGGAACUGAUACCACUGCAACAGUUUUGGAAUGGUUAAUGGCAGAGCUGAUAAAAAAUUCAAGUAUCAUGAAGAGAGCACAAGAAGAGGUGAGAAGAGUGGUGAGUAAGAAGUUAAAGAUAGACGAGAAUGACAUCAAUAAAAUGGAUUAUUUGAAAUGUAUCCUUAAAGAAACUCUAAGACUGCAUCCACCAGUUCCUCUCUUGCUACCUCGGGAAACAUUAACAAGUGUGAAAAUUGGAGGUUAUGAUAUUCCACCAAAAACAAGAGUAUAUACUAAUACAUGGGCAAUGCAAAGGGACCCUAAAGUAUGGGAGAGGCCAGAAGAAUUCCUCCCGGAGAGAUUCGAAGACAACCCGGUUGAUUUCAGAGGCCAAGACUUUGAAUUCAUCCCAUUUGGAGGUGGGAGAAGGGGAUGUCCGGGGUUGACAUUCGGCGUUGCUUCAAUUGAAUAUGUUGUUGCAAACAUCUUAUGUUGGUUUGACUGGAAGUUGCCUAGUGCUAGUGUAGAGGGGGAGGACUUAGACAUGAGUGAAUCUAACGGCCUUACUGUGACGAAGAAAAUUCCUCUUCAUCUUGUACCAAUACUGCACUCUCCAUCUAUGUAUGCAUCAAGUGCCUUGUAACUUUUCUUCCUUUACUUGAUCUGUUUUAACGUUUGCUGUCUGUUUGAAUUAAUGUAAGGGAAAGUGACUUCAACCUUAAGAAUAAUAAUAAUAAUUAG